This is a messenger RNA of Scaptodrosophila lebanonensis, 2351 nucleotides long. RefSeq names its product negative elongation factor B (gene NELF-B). Gene Ontology annotation, cellular component: NELF complex; nucleus. Bases 52 to 1827 code for a protein of 591 amino acids. Gene Ontology annotation, biological process: negative regulation of transcription elongation by RNA polymerase II. The transcript has 3 exons. Lineage: Eukaryota; Metazoa; Arthropoda; Insecta; Diptera; Drosophilidae. The record is from RefSeq and is a predicted model, not a curated record.
UGUUUUAUUUUGUUAGCGGUGCUUGAAUUUAUAAUUAAAACUUCCUUGCAAAUGAGUGCGCCCGUCAAAAACAAUGGCACUGGACUUGAGGAGGUGAACAUACCGGGCCAGGCCUACCUACGUGAGGCUCUCACCUCAUGUACGGACCCGCUAAAAGCCAUUGAGAGUUUUCAGCUGGAGAAUGGAGUGCUUUUGCCCUCGUUGCGGCCGAUGCUACCAUUGCUGGAUCUCCAUGGAGUGCGCCGCCUGGACUUCCACACAUCACUAAUGGAGGAGCUGCGCGAUAAGCUAAUAGCGCACAUCAAUGAGUUGGGACAGAGAGAGGCGCGUGAGCGCGACAAAAAAUUAAAGGAGCUGUUGAUAAAGAGCUUUCCCGUAGUGCGGGUCAAGUCGCUGCGACCCGUCGUAAUGGCUAUUUUGCGAAACACGCAGCACAUUGAUGACAAAUAUCUGCGCAUUUUGGUGCGCGAUCGCGAACUGUACGCGGACACAGACACGGAGGUGAAGCGCCAGAUUUGGCGCGACAAUCAGUCGCUAUUUGGUGAUGAGGUGUCACCAUUACUAUCCCAAUACAUCCGCGAGAAGGAGCACACGCUGUUUGACCACACAAACCUCAACAAUUUGUUUUUCCAUCCGACUCCGAAAGUGCGGCGUCAAGGUGAGGUGGUGCAAAAGCUAGCCAACAUGAUUGGCACCAGCGUCAAACUGUACGACAUGGUGCUGCAGUUCCUCCGCACGCUCUUCCUACGCACCCGUAAUGUGCAUUACUGCACCCUGCGGGCUGAACUUCUAAUGGCGCUGCACGAUCUCGAGGUGCAGGAGAUUAUUUCGAUUGAUCCAUGCCACAAGUUCACUUGGUGUCUGGAUGCAUGCAUACGUGAGAAGAAUGUGGACAUUAAGCGAUCCCGUGAGUUGCAAGGAUUCCUCGACAACAUUAAGCGCGGUCAGGAGCAGGUGUUGGGUGAUCUUUCCAUGACCCUUUGCGAUCCCUACGCAAUAAAUUUUUUGGCCACUUCGGCUAUCAAGAUAUUGCAACAUCUAAUCAACAAUGAGGGUCUGCCAAGGGACAAUCAAAUUUUGAUCCUGCUUCUGCGAAUGCUGGCUUUAGGCCUAAGUGCCUGGGUAAUGAUCGAUUCGCAGGACUUCAAGGAACCGAAACUGGACUGCCAAGUAGUUACCAAAUUUCUGCCCGCGCUCAUGUCACUUAUGGUUGAUGAUCAAUGUCGCAGUCUGCAUGCGAAACUGCCGCCAGAUGAACGCGAAUCUGCGCUGACGACCAUCGAGCAUUCGGGUCCGGCACCAGAUGCCGUUGAGGCAUACAUCCAGGAGAGUUCGGUGGCCAGCAUACUAGCCAUGUACUAUACCUUACACACGGCACGCACCAAGGACCGCGUUGGUGUGCUGCGUGUCCUCGCCAUUCUGUCGGCCUGCAAAGACGAUCGUGCUUACGAGGACCCCUUCUUGCACUCUCUGAUUGCCUUGCUCAUACCCAUGAGCGAGGAGUUCGCCACCGAAGACUUCUGCACAACACUCUUCGACGAGUUCAUUUUCGCCGGUCUCACGCGUGAGAAUGUCACCUCCCGGCACAUGCUUAAAUUGCUGUGGUAUGUGCACAACAAACUGCCCGCCGGCCGUCUUGCCACACUCAUGAAGGCGAUGCAGCCGACGACGGCACACAACGAGCAUAUUCACAAGCUCUACGAGACGCUCCAGGAACGGAUCGGCACAGUAGCGCCCGACACGCCCAUACUAGAGCCGCCGCCAGUUGAGUUCGACUCCCCACUAAAGAGCGUGCCAACGCCAGGACCCCACUACACCAUUCAAUAGCCCGAGGCGGCCGCAGCUGCUGCGGCUGUGGGAUAACUUCCGUCAUUCGGUUCUGGGGCAAUUCGAUGUCAAUCGCCCACCAGGUCAACAUCCUUAUUUAAUAAAGCACAUGUAUCUCAUGUACAGAGCCAGGCCAGAUAAGGUGCACUUCUAUAACGACAAGUCGUUGGAGCUAAACACUAGGUUUUUAUUUUUAUAUUUUCUGUAUUGAAUGUUAGUUUCAAAAAGUUGCAAAUGUCGACCAUGGUGGAGAAGGGUUUUUGUUUAAGAUUAUAAUGAACCUUUCAUGGAGCUUACAACUGCUCAACCAUGCAAUGUUGCAAUACAAGACACUUUUUAUCGGAUAAGUAUUUCAAACGCCAAGUUAUUGUGAGGCGGAACAUGCUGGACGUACAAAUAAUCAACAAUAAUUAAGAGACGGCACAUUAAAAUACUGAACAUUUAAGGCUUAAAAUAUAUAUAUAGAAUUAUAUCCACACAUGUAUGUAGACGUACGAAAAAUAAAAAAACUAGCCUUAUGAUUA